AUGGAGAGCAGCAGUGGGCAGUGGUGGCGCGAACCUAGGGCAGUAGUGGUGGCGCGCACAGCUGCUGGUGGAAUCUUCAGCAUACUUGCUGUCACUAGCUAUCCUGAUGGACUCCGUUUCCUCAUUCAUUUUGUAGGUACUUUUGUUAUACCUGAUAAUUGGGUUCUUGAUCGUGAUUUAAAGACAUCAAAUUUGCUUAUGAACAACCAGGGUGAGUUGAAGAUAUGUGACUUUGGGUUGGCUCGUCAAUAUGGAAGUCCAUUGAAGCCAUAUACUCAUUUGGUUGUCACACUUUGGUACAGAGCGCCGGAGCUUUUGUUGGGGGUAAAAGAGUAUUCAACCGCCGUUGAUAUGUGGUCACUUGGUUGCAUUAUGGCUGAGCUUCUAUCAAAGGAGCCUCUCUUUAAUGGAAAAUCGGAAUUCGAUCAGCUUGACAAGGUACAUCCAUCCUUCAAGAAGUUAUGUACUUCAAAAUAUGAUCAGAACUGUUUGAUAAAUUUCAUACAGAUAGGGCUAGUUCUAGUUGUUGGUUGCUCCUUUAUCUCAUUUAAUUAUGGAUUUUCUUAUGAUAUUGUGCCUAGUGAACAUACUCGUUCUGAAUGAAAACCAUUGGUUCAGUAUUGGUUCUCACUCAAAGGACAUGUACUUCUCAUUUUACAUCUUUUAUAAUUGGCUCUCACUAUAAUAUAUCACAUUAAUUAUAUAAUUAA
This is a messenger RNA of Beta vulgaris subsp. vulgaris (sugar beet), 710 nucleotides long. Its product is annotated as cyclin-dependent kinase G-2-like. Gene Ontology annotation, biological process: regulation of mitotic cell cycle; protein phosphorylation. The transcript has 3 exons. The record is from RefSeq and is a predicted model, not a curated record. Gene Ontology annotation, molecular function: cyclin-dependent protein serine/threonine kinase activity; ATP binding. NCBI's taxonomy places the organism in Eukaryota, Viridiplantae, Streptophyta, Magnoliopsida, Caryophyllales, Amaranthaceae. Gene Ontology annotation, cellular component: nucleus. Bases 1 to 603 code for a protein of 200 amino acids.